GUUCUGAAACGGCAAAGAUGCUUCUUGCGCUACUUUUUGCAGUGGUCUUUUUCUUUGGCUUUCGCUAUUGUUUUCCCUACUUUUUGCAUGACCUUUACUUAAUUUAUAUCAGACUACGGUUAAGGUACCGUAUUAAGAAAUGCAUGAAGACAAAUUACACCAUUACAGACCACUUUUUGGACGUGGUAAAGACGACACCAAACAAGCCUUUUGUUUAUUUCCAAGAUGAGUGUUUUACGUACAAACAGGCAGAUGAGCUCAGUAACAAAACGGCUCGUGUUUUUCUCCAAAGCGGUCUGAAAAAAGGUGACGUGGUGGCGCUAUUUUCUCAAAACAGCCCAAUGUUUGUUUGGCUUUGGCUGGGGUUGACGAAGAUUGGAUGUGUCGCAGCUUUUAUCAACUUUAACAUCCGAUCCAAAUCCCUUUUGCACUGUUUUGAAGUUAGCGGAGCCAAAGUACUGGUGGCAGCACAAGAGUUACGAGAUGCAGUGGAUGAGGUCUUGCCCAGUCUUCAGCAACAGCAGGUCUCUGUGUUGGUCCUGUCUGAUAAAUGGAGCUCCUCAGGGGUGGAGAGCUUUACCCAAAAGAUGGACCAGGUCAGCUCUGCACCCCUCUCCCCAAAUGUUACGUCUGGUUUAACUCUGCUCAGUCCAGCAGUUUACAUCUACACCUCAGGAACUACAGGUCUUCCCAAAGCGGCCAUCCUCAGUCAGAUCAAGCUGUUGUUAAUGUCUUUUGUUCACAUGUCAAUGGGACGCACCUCUGAUGAAGUACUUUACAUCAGUCUGCCCCUUUAUCACACCACUGGAUUCAUCGGUGUAGUUGGAGCUAUUUGUCUAGGCAGCACUGUGGCCCUGAGGAGCAAAUUUUCUGUGUCAAAUUUUUGGAAUGACUGCCGAAAAUACAACGCCACUGCCAUUCUGUACAUUGGAGAGACUCUGCGCUACCUCUGCAACACACCUAAGAGCCUCAAUGAUCGGAAUCACAACGUUAAACUUGCGAUUGGGAAUGGCACGCGGCCUGAUGUGUGGAGGGAGUUUUUAACGCGGUUUGGUGACAUAAGGGUCAUAGAGUUUUAUGGAGCGACAGAGAGCAACUGCAGCUUCAUCAACUACUUCAGGAAGAUCGGGGCUGUCGGACGGGACUUCUUUUUGUAUAAGUGGAUGAAUCCUUACGCUUUUAUCAAGUUUGAUGUGGACAGAGGAGAGGUGGUCCGAGAUUCAUCGGGAUUCUGCGUCAAGGUUGCCAGAGGUGAGCCUGGACUGCUCGUGUCCAAAAUAACUCCUUGGGCCCCUUUCAUUGGAUAUAUGGGAGAUAUGAAACAAACUGAAUCAAAACGUCUUCAUAACGUUUUCAAAAAGGGGGACACGUAUUUUAACACUGGAGACAUGUUCUUGGUCGACAAAGAAGGUUUUGUUUACUUCUACGACCGAACUGGAGAUACUUUCAGAUGGAAAGGCGAAAAUGUGGCAACAACAGAGGUAGCGGACAUCUUGACCAUGGCUGACUGUAUACAAGAGGCCAAUGUGUAUGGAGUCUCAGUGCCAGGCAAUGAAGGCAGAGCUGGGAUGGCUGCUAUCGCACUGAAAGAGGGACUUAAGUUUGACCCUACAACUGUGUUUAAACACGUGGUUAAUCUGUUGCCAGUCUACGCCAGGCCACUUUUCAUACGCAUUCAGGAGAGCUUGAGUAUUACCGGCACAUUUAAACAUCAAAAGGGAAAGUUAACAGAAGAAGAAUUCGACCCAAAUAAAAUAUCGGAUCCUUUAUAUUUUCUGGACAUGAAAGAAAAAGAUUAUGUCCCGCUGACAGUAAACAUUUAUGACUCCCUGGUCACAGGAACAAUAAAAGUUUAACACUUUUGAUUCACUUUGAAUAAAUCACUAAGUAACACACUUACGCAAUGUGCCUUUAAGGGCCUAUGCGUGUUCAGACAGACCUGACCAAUAGUGUAUAUAUUUAUUUGGAAGAAAGGCUCAUCCUAGUUCAGCAGUAUUGCAAUACAAAACAAGUUAUAGUAAAGGAACAGGCAAAUUAUGGACGGUAUCUUUUUUUUAUCUAAGCUCAGGAUUUUUUUUCUAAAUAAAAAAUAAUUGCAAACCCCAUAGCAUUUUACCCAAAAUUACACUGUAAGUUCAAUUUAAAGUUUAACCUCUUUAACAUCAUAUCCCAACACAUUGUAGAGUUGGUUCCUGUUGGGAGUCCACAGAGACUGACGCCUACCUCAGCUGCUAUAUUAACGACAGACAGACAACCCUUUGCUCUCAUUUAUAGUCGCUAAUGGGCUCUCAUACAUACAGAAGCGUAGAACGGACAAAAGUGGCUUAAACAUUUUUAAAGGCUUUUUCGUUAUUUUAAGAAAGUAUGAAGUUAAAACAAGAACAUUUUUAAAUGUAAAACAUAAUUAUUACAGGAUAUAACAACUUCAGACUUCAGUUUCUUGUUUUAAUGUGACCAUAACCCAAGCUAUGGCUCAAUCCUAUUUGCCAUGCUUGAGUAACAUCUCCAUGCGGGUGAAGGCAUGUGCACUUUUGGGAAAUAAAAAGAAGCGGGGCAGGGGAAUCAGUGGCAGUAUGUGGGACAUCUUGAGACCAGAGUGUCCAGGCACAGAAGCGCUCUCCAAAGUGGUUGGUUAAUGUACGUGGCACCGGCACAGACACACAUGUGCACAGAUCACUCUUUGAUCAGUGCCACCAACCAUUUGGAAAGGUGCACACCGACAUGCCAUAGCAGCCCAGAACCUGUAAAGGUGUACGUGUACCUUUGGCUAUGCACAGACAGACACACUCUUGAUGUCUGCUCUGGAUGUGGGCUCUGUUUAUGGGCUCUGAAUGUAGGCUUUGAUCUCCAGGUGCAUUGACACAUCUAAAAGAGAGGGGACACAGAUCUUAUUGCAGAAGGUCUAUAUCUACAAGUCAAGAGGACUAGGAGUGUCCUGUGGCCUAUCCUGUCUCUAAACAUGCGCAAAAUGAGAAGUGCUUGGGCUUAUCUGAUGUUCCCCUGUGCAUUGCUACACAUUAGACAGACUCUGUGCUCUGACCUGCUUGAAGUGAUUGGCCCCUGUUCAGUGCAUUGGAUAUGACCUAAUAUGUUUGCUUAAUAUGUUCGCUUAAUAUGUUCGCUUAACUUGUAAUGAUUGCGUUUUAAUGAGAAAGUGUUCUGGUUUAUUCAUAAUAACGAAUAAAGCCUGUAAAUAUGUUUAAUCCACCUUUGACAGUUUUACAUUGCCAUAUAUAUGUGGUUGUGCCUUGCAGCUUAUUAUACAUAUGUCUGAAUAAUGAAAGUAUAAAGUAAAUAAUGAUAAAAGUGUUUUCAAGAGUGUGUCCUAACUUGCAAUUGUUUUUCAACAGCUCCAUUUUAAUAUUGAUUUAUUUGUUUUAUUGUAUGCCAAAGUGGAAGUUACAAAGUCAACAACGCAUCACUUUGGCCCUUGUGCUCUUGCUGUGAUUAAAUAAAGGUUAUAUGUAAAAGUU
Messenger RNA from Periophthalmus magnuspinnatus, 3473 nucleotides. Its product is annotated as long-chain fatty acid transport protein 2-like. NCBI's taxonomy places the organism in Eukaryota, Metazoa, Chordata, Actinopteri, Gobiiformes, Gobiidae. Bases 18 to 1856 code for a protein of 612 amino acids. The transcript has 10 exons. The record is from RefSeq and is a predicted model, not a curated record. Gene Ontology annotation, molecular function: long-chain fatty acid transmembrane transporter activity; long-chain fatty acid-CoA ligase activity.